AUGGCAGCUAAACAAAUACUGAAGAAGAAACAUCUAGAAGAAGAGGAAUUAGCGAAAUUAAAAAAACUUGAUGACAACUCUGUUCAAGAGGAGUAUGAAUAUGUGACUGUGCCGCCUGAUGGUGGUUUUGGCUGGGUCGUGGCCAUUGCAGCUAUGUUAUGUAAUCUAAUAUGUGACGGUACUCUAUUCGCUUUUGGCACAAUGAAGAUUCAUCUUCAAGAGUAUUUUAAAUGUUCGGAUAUGUUAAUUCUGAUGGUUGGUUCCGUUCCAUGUGGUGUUUACUUGUUAGUCGGUCCUAUUGUCUCAGGUUUAGCUAAUAGAUAUGGCUGUCGACCAAUAAUUAUUAUUGGAAGUAUUGGUGCAGCGAUUUGUAUGGCUUUGUCAACUCUCUCGCCUAGUGUUUGGGUGAUGAUGAUAGUUUACGGUGUGUUUGGCGGCAUAUUUUUUGGUAUGGUCUAUCUCCCAUCGGUAGUCAUGGUUUCGUUUUAUUUCGACAAGAAACGAUCGAUUGCCAACGGUUUGGUCACAGCUGGUACUGGUCUUGGUGCAUUAUCUUUCGGUCCACUAGCUGAUCUUUUAAUGUCUAAAUUUGGUUGGAAAAUUGGCAUGCUGAUAUUUGCUGGUAUAAUGUUAACAGGUAUUCUAUUUGGAUUAAUCAUGAGACCGUUGAAACCACAAAAAGUACCUGUCAAGCGAGAGAUUGAAUUACAAUCACCUGUUACACCUCAGACGCAAAAAAAUCAAGAUUUAUCAUCUCCUCAAGCUAUUCUCAAAACCACAGACGGGGCCAAUGAAGUACUUUUGCCUACGGCUGAUGAAUCAGCACGAAUUAGUACCACAGCGACAGUACCUGUUGGUGACGUUAAUUCAAAUGAGAUUCCUGCUGUCACAACCGUUGAUCCCACAUCAAGUCCAUUGAAUCAAUCUUCACGAAAUCGUACUAUAUCGUCCUCAAGUCACGCAUCCGUCAGUAGUGGAGAAAAUCGAGUUGGUGUUUCCAAUCCUGAAGAUGCUUCUCGACCACUCUAUAAAAAAGAUGCAUUUGUCUCUGGAUCAAUACAGCAACUUCAUCAUGGAUCUCGCACAUCAUUGAAUAAAACAAAUCCGUACGUGUCUUCAGUGACAAAUAUUCCAGCAGCUGCAAAUGAAGAAAAGAAGAAAGAUUCGGCUGCUAGAGCAUUUAUUGAUAUCCUCGGAGCGAUGACCGAUUUUUCAAUACUGAAAAAUAAACAACUGUUAUUGAUUUGUAUUGGAAAUAUUUUCUCCAUGCUUGGUUAUUAUUUACCCAUUAUGUGUUUGGUUUCAUUCGCUGUCGAAGAUCUUAAAGUUAACAAAACACAUGCAUCAUUCUUAUUAACAAUUUUUGGACUCUUCAAUACCAUUGGUCGUUUUGCUGGCGGACCCAUCGCUAUGAUUCCACAUUUGAAUGCACUACGAGUUCACAAUGCAUUACUAUUUACGGCUGGUAUUUUAACUGUCUUAGCAGCAUAUGCUUACAAUUUAACAACAUGUGCUCUCUAUGCAGCUCUAUGUGGUUUUGCUAUUGCACCUCAUAUGUCAUUAUUACCCAGUGUAAUCUAUGACUGUGUCGGUCUCGAUCGUUAUACAACAGCUUUUGGUAUACUCUUUCUAUUCCGUGGUGUAACAUCAAUUAUUGGUCCACCGGCUGCUGGUUUUCUCAAAGAUGCUACAAAGAAAUAUGACAUGGCCUUUGCGAUUGGCGGUGCAAUGAUUAUCGUAGCUUCAUUCUUUCAUAUCUUCAUUGCUUUUGUUCAACCCGAGAGCGAAACUGAAAUAGAAAAAGAACAAGAAAAAGUCCAAAAGAAAAAUAAACUCGAUGUCUGA
Messenger RNA from Adineta ricciae, 1845 nucleotides. The record is from the annotation of a GenBank genome assembly. Lineage: Eukaryota; Metazoa; Rotifera; Eurotatoria; Adinetida; Adinetidae.